This is a messenger RNA of Pelobates fuscus (common spadefoot toad), 2540 nucleotides long. Its product is annotated as RING finger protein 122-like. The record is from RefSeq and is a predicted model, not a curated record. The coding region runs from base 253 to 663 and encodes 136 amino acids. The transcript is spliced from 7 exons. Lineage: Eukaryota; Metazoa; Chordata; Amphibia; Anura; Pelobatidae.
ACACGCUGAACUCAUGUGAUCAUCCCAAAAAACACCUCUUUGUUAGAGAUAAAUAACAGCAUAAAAGAGCAGGAUUUCCUGUACAAUUCUGGGCUAUCCUCACACAGUCAUCUGAUCGGUGCUGCUAACGUAGAGGCAUUUGGGUAAUGACGCCUCUCAGUAUGAAGCUUGCAUGGGUUCUCAUAGAAGAAUUAAUGCAGGAGAGGAAGCAGAAUAGGUAACCAAGGUGCUAAAGGGAAAGCUAAUAACAGAAUGUUCGCAGAUCUCCAUCCGCUACAGAAGUUUAAUAUGACCAGAGAGGCUCAGCGUGGAGUCCCACUAAAUCUCUUCGCUCUGGUUUUUGGCGCAGGGUUUCUCCUCCUGAUCGUUUGCCUAAUUUUCUGUUGCUAUUUUUUCAGGCUGAAGCAUCAGGAUCAGCACAGGAGACGCGGGUACACAAAGAUUACUUUAAAAGAAAAGGCCAAUAAAAAGAACUUGGUUGGACAAGUGUGUGCAGUUUGCCUUGAGGAAUUUAAAGUGAAGGAAGAACUUGGUGUCUGCCAGUGUAACCAUGCUUUUCACACCAAGUGUCUGAUGAAGUGGUUAGAAGUACGGAACUCCUGUCCUAUGUGUAACAAAAUUAUAUCCGGAACAAUACAGACGCCAUCUUUGGAACUUAUGUGAAGAUCUAAUGUUUCCUAUUCUUUGAUACAGACUGAGCAAUUCUACUUCAAUACAGCACUGUACCUAGUGGUUCUAUAAUGUGAAUUUAAGACGAGGUGGAUCACUUUUAAAAGGACAAAAGUGAUACAACAUAUACCAUACUAGACCUGAGCAAUAUUCGCUAAAAUGCAACAUUCGUGUUAAAGCUCUUCAAAAGAACUUAAAUAAUGGUGUGAAUAUUUAAUAGGAUGGUGCAUCUGUCUCUCGUUAAUUAGCUUUAUUUAUAAGGGAGGGAACGUUUAACUCGAACGGCACAUAGUGAUCUAUAACGUUGCAGCUCCAUUAAAGCCCCUACAUGGUUGGUUCCAGCAGCCCACAUAGAUGUCAAUCGAUGAGUGUUGAAUGCCAAAUCCAGAAAUAGAAUGGGAAGCAGGGAAGAAGGGAAUGUGAGUGUCUCGCUAUAGUAAAGUUGGCAGAGGGGAUGUGAAUUAAACUUCCAAUGAGGGUGAAGCUGACGAGUGUGUGAAAACCAGUGAAAGCUAAAGUUGGAUGAGAAGAAAACAGUUGAAAUGUACAAGCAAGUUAGGCAGAUGGAUCAUGUGCGUGAUGUUAUAGAACAUAACGUUAGGCUGCUAAAACCAGACAGUGAAGCAAAUGAUCACAGAAUUCUUGUAAUCGAUUGUAAAUCAGCCAAGUUGCUACGUAUACAAUGGUGAAUCAUGCACAAGGGGAACAUUAACACCAUGAAAGGCACGGCCAGGCUGUUCAUGGAGCAUAUGGAGUGAUAAGAUGGAUGGGGUAAAAUCCUUAUUCCGGAGAAGAGUGAUAGGAGAUAUAAUCACAAAGCUGUAGGAUUAUAUUUAAAAUGCAAUCCUGGGACAAUUUUAUGAAAAUAGAAUAAUCAGUUGGAAUAUUCAAUUGGUGUCCAUGGCAACUCUUCGACUUUUUGAACUUUGGUUCUGAAUUGCCCAAUGAGCAGCUUGAUUGACAUUUGUUGGUACCCUUGUGGGCAGUUGUAGCAGAAUAGCUUUUCAGAGUGUGGGAGUAGAUGGCAUGAGAAUGGGGCAGGUGGACUGGGCAUAUGGUCUUAACACUCAGAGUGAGUCAUAUGAAUGCUUUUUAAAGAACUUAUAUGUACCAUGUAUUCACUGCGAGCUCAGGUUAUAAGUCAAAACCUAUCAUCUGAGCCAGUGUAGCUGGGAGGAUGGGCACAACUAAUUGCAAAUUAGUCUGUUGUGUUGUUUCAAAGGUCCAUAGUAAUUUAUUAAUGCAUAUCUUUUUGUGAUUUCUCUCUCUUUAAAAUACAAUCAGAAUUAUUUACUAAAGUGUAAAUUGACAGGAAUUUGGAACAUAUUUUAAAUCUUCAGCUAAAAUACCUGAAUUAAAACACAACUUGUUUCAAGCAGUGUUUUCAGGCCACCUAUAUUGUCCUAGAUUUUGACUACUUGUUGAAUUUCCAACAAUUCAGAACUUAGAGAAGAUACGCAGGGUUAUUCAAUUAACUAUGAAUUUAAAAUAGAUUUAGAAAAAAUUGGAUAAAAUAGAGCUUUAGUAUAAAUUCUCAAAAUCGGCUAUAGACCCGUACCUUGGCUAAGUGGAGUACACUUUACAUAAUAUUUUUUUUUAUCUACUGUUUAGCAAUUCAGCUCCUAUGGGUUUAAAUUACUCUUAAAUUUGUGAAAUUAUUUUUCAUAAAAAUCUAUCAUUUUUAAGUGCUGCUUUUCCAUUGCAAAAGGUCACGAGCUGGGCCGACCAGUUGGACCAGUCCAUUGGUUGGAAGAUUUAAACUGUUCCUUCCUUAUUUUCGAUCAUUAACGGUACAAAGCAUUAUUUAAAGCAUGUGCAACCUUUUAUACAUUUUGUUUCUGUUUAAUAAAAUAAGAGCCUAAUUGAAGUCA